AUGACUUACCAAGAAGUUAUAGAUUUAUAUAAAGAUCAUAUUAGUGCUAUGGAUGCAUUGUAUAAGGUAAAUACAUAUAAUGAAGACGAAAUUGAUCAGAUUUACAAAAAAAUUCAAAUGAAUCUCAUUAAAACAAAAUUACUUUCACUAUCCUGGAUCUUAAAAAUAAUUUCUAAUAUAUCAAUAUUUAGAAACCGUUACAUGAGUUUAUAUUGGCUAUUAUUCAAAAAGAUAUUUGAAGAAUAUCGCCCAGAUCAAGUCCAAGACAUUGAAUUUCCGUUUGAAUACUUUGUUUAUAAGGAUUAUGGAAUCAUUUUGAAUGAAGAUAACGUAAAAUCAUACGAAAAUCUCAAAAUUUCAAUUGAUGUUCAUCAAGAAAAUGAUAUUUUCAAAGCAAUUAUGGAUGAUGAUAUAAAAAAAUUUAUCACUUUCACAGAUCAGAAAGGAUUUGAUCAGUAUCAAAGGUUUAAUAGUAUUUUAUAUCCAAAAAAUUUCGAGAGAAGUUAUUCAUUACUAGAAUUGUGCUGUUAUCAUGGAGCAGUUAAAUGUUUUAAACUGCUAAUUGCAGAAUUCAAGUCAGAAAUCACACAUAAAUGCCUUCAAUUUUCAUUUUUAAGUGGUGUUCCCGAUAUAAUUAAUGAAUGCUUGAAAUACGUCCAACCAGAUGUAAAAUGUAUGAAAUAUGCAAUUAUUUCACACAACAUUGAUUUCGUAAUGUUUUUAUACAAUGAAUAUCAUAUCAACAUUGAUUUACUGUAUUGUGGUAAAUUCAAUAACCUUCAAGCAUUUGCAGUUUAUUUAGAUCAAACAAAAAAUUUAAAACACUGUUUUAUUUAUUCCUCAAUCUUUAAUAUACCAUCUCUUUGUCAAUUUUUCCUCUUACAUGGCGUAAGUAUCAAUGAAAAAGACAAAAAUAUUAUUCCAUACAAUACUUCCCUUUAUCGCGCUGCACAAUUUAAUUGUAUUGAAACUGUAAAAUUCCUAAUUAAAUGUGGAAUGAAAAUUAAUGGAAUAAAUGGGAUGGGAAGAACUGCACUUCAUGAAGCAGUAAGGAAAAACAGUAAAAAAGCAAUCAAGUUACUUGUUAUGCAUGGUGCCGAAAUUAAUUUAGCUGAUCGUUUAGGAAUUACUCCAUUACAUUUAGCAGCGCACAGAGCUAGCAAAGAAAUAGUCGAAUAUCUAAUCUCGCAUGGAGCAAAGGUAAAUUCAAAAAAUGACAGAAAUGAGACUCCCCUUCAUUUUGCAGCAGUGAGAAAUGGCAAGGAAAUUGUCGAAUUUCUAAUUAUUAAUGGCGCAAAGGUUAAUGUGAAAAACAAGGAAAGUAAUACUCCGCUCCAUAUUGCUGCAAUUAAUGGUUUUAAAGAAACAUUAGAAGUUCUUAUUUUACAUGGUGCAGAUAUCAAUUCAAAGAAUUCUAAUCGAUCUACUCCUCUACACUUGGCAGCACUUUCUAAUAAUAAAGAAAUUAUAGAACUCCUAAUUUUACAUAAGGCAGAUAUUAAUGCAAAAAAUUCUGGGAAGGAAACACCACUUUCUUUAACAAAGAAUAAACAAAUUAUAUCAAUCCUGCGAUCACAUGGAGCAUAA
Molecule: messenger RNA, 1587 nt
Organism: Trichomonas vaginalis G3
Lineage: Eukaryota; Parabasalia; Trichomonadida; Trichomonadidae
Product: spectrin binding
Exons: 1
Coding region: 1-1587 (528 amino acids)
Molecular function (GO): protein binding
Source: RefSeq, a predicted model, not a curated record